Chiloscyllium plagiosum (whitespotted bambooshark) is the source of this 2142-nucleotide messenger RNA. The record is from RefSeq and is a predicted model, not a curated record. NCBI's taxonomy places the organism in Eukaryota, Metazoa, Chordata, Chondrichthyes, Orectolobiformes, Hemiscylliidae.
AUUGUACUGCCUCUAUCUUUCUGUAUUUUGGUAUUACUCUUGUUUGUGUAUAGAUGUUCUGUAAAGAUUUUUAAAAGUUUCUAACAAAAUAAUGACAAUAUCUUGGUACAUUUGGGAUAGGAACAUAGAACAAGAAUAGGCCAUUUAGCCCCUGAAGUCUGUACCACCAUUUAAAGAGUUUAUGGGUAUCUGUCUCAGACUUAAAUUAGCAAUUUAAUAUUCACUGCUGUUUAGCAGUCCUAGCAUCUAGUAUCCUUUGUGUGUAGAAGAACUUCUUAACAUCUUUCCUGUAUGGUCUGGCCCUAAUUCUCAGACUGUGCCCCUUAAUUCUAGAACUCCCAACUUGUCGAUAUAGUUUAUCAACCCCAUCUUUUCUUGUUAAUGUCUUGAAGACUUCGAUCAGGUCACACUUUCAACUUCUAAAUUGUAGAGAAAACAAGAUCUAAUUUGUAUAAGCUCCUCAUAACUUAUCCAGUGAAAUCCAGGUAUCAUUCUUGUAAACCUAUGUGUACUGUCUCCAAAGCCAAUAUAUCCUCCUCAAGGUAUGGUGACUGAUAUGCUUUCAGUGUUACAAGAGAGAUCUCACCAGGGUUUUAUACCAACUGCAGCAUAGCUCCUGUAUUCUUGUACUCCAGUCCUCUAGUUACGAAGACCAGCAUUCCAUUAGCUUUCUUUGUCAUUUUCUGCACCUGUUUGUGAUAUUCUAAAGAUCUAUACACCUGAACUCCCUAAGUCUCUUAGGAUAUCCACUAUAUUUAACUUCAUACCGUCUAGAAAUUAUCUGAUUUAACCUUUCCCAGUCCAGAAUGAAUAGCCUCAUGCUUAUUUCAUCAUGUUGCUAUCAUAUUUCAAUUUCAUAGAAAGCUAACACUAACUACUAGAGUGUCUCGUUGUUAUGAAUAACUUGAAUUGAUGGACAAUAUUGGUAACAUUAGCAGCAUUUUAAAUCUGUUUAGCCUAUUUUCAUUUUAUUUUUUCAUCUAAUUUUCACCAUGGAGACUAAAACAAACAAAAGCCUCUUUACUAGGAGCAUGUUUAUCAGCACUGUUGAAAGAAGUCUGUUCACACUUCUUCAGUCGCCUGUCAUAUGGUUAGAAAGUGAAGAAUUGUGCUGUAGAUUAUUUGAUAGUAUAUUUUGAUUGCACGUACACAAUGUCUUAUAUAAACUGUUUGUAUUGUACAGUAAUUCAAAGGACACAGCAGAGAGAUGUGGAAGGCCCUUGUCUUUCUAAAUUACAUAGGUCCAUAUCAUGGAUUAUCAGUAUGUUGUAAAGAAGUUGAAUCUAAGAAAAGUUUCCAGUCGUGAGCGCAAGGCAGCAGAACAAGAAGCCCAGCUUUUAUCCGAAUUGCGACAUCCCAACAUUGUUACUUACAGAGAGUCAUGGGAAGGAGAUGAUGGACUUCUAUACAUCGUGAUGGGUUACUGUGAAGGUGGAGAUUUGUACCACAAGCUGAAGGAACAGAAGGGCAAAUUGCUUCCAGAAAGCCAGAUCGUGGAGUGGUUUGUCCAGAUUGCUAUGGCUUUACAGUAUUUACAUGAAAAACAUAUCCUACACAGAGAUCUCAAAACUCAAAACAUCUUCCUAACAAAAACAAAUAUCAUUAAAGUUGGAGACCUGGGCAUAGCCAGAGUAUUGGAGAGCCAGCAUGAUAUGGCCAGUACUUUGAUUGGGACACCUUAUUACAUGAGUCCUGAACUUUUCUGUAAUAAACCAUACAAUCAUAAGUCUGACAUUUGGGCCCUAGGCUGCUGUGUAUUUGAAAUGGCAACCUUGAAACAUGCCUUUAAUGCCAAGGAUAUGAACUCCUUAGUUUUCAAGAUUAUUGAAGGAAAGGUAAUGUGCAUUCCAUGAUAUUUUUCAAUUAACUUUAUCAAAUACUUUAACUGGUUUACCAAUAUUGAAAAGUUCAAAAAGUCCUCAAUGUAAAGAAGAAUAAGCAAUAAAUGCUGGUUUUUCCAGCUGCUCUUGAGAAUCAAUGCUAAUAAUAUAAAAGAACGAACCUGCAUAUCGAUUCGUCACUGAUAAAUGUCACAAAUAUAGAUGAACAUUGAGAAACAAAUUUAAAAGUCAAGAAGUUACCACAUUUUUAAGCAAUGCAAAAUUAGAUUAAGGUAAUUUAGUAUUAAUAAUAUCCAGAGAA